AUGAGUCGAUCGAGACGAGAGUCGAGUCGAGAGCUGGCACUUGUUGUUUGAGUUCUUGUUGGGUUUUGUUUAUCAUCUGGCGGAGGCUGCGUGUGUGCCGUUCUCGUCUUAGUUUACAAUAGUACUAGUAGUAGCGAUACAGACCCCCCAGCAACCAUGUUGUGCAGAGACCAAGAAUGCCGGACACCAGGUUCAGGACAGAAAAGCAGCCAGUACACACAACUGUUGUCCUCGCCCUCCUCACCCUCAACAUCCAAGAGCUCGUUCAAGAUUGCAGUAGAGGGAAAUAUCUCCAGCGGAAAGUCGACUCUUCUAGAACUCUUCAACAAGCAGUCUUUCGUUGAGACACUCACAGAACCAGUUGAGAAAUGGAGAAAUCUCGGCGGGAGUAAUAUACUGGACCGAAUGUAUCAAGACCCUAAGCGCUGGUCGUUCACCUUCCAGUCGUACGUCCUGCUGACAAUGCUACAAGUACACCACUCACAGCAGUCCAAGCCACUGGCAGUGAUCGAGCGGUCUGUCUAUAGUGCACGGUACUGCUUUGUUGAGAACCUCAGAGCCAGCGGUGUCAUGGAUGAGACGGAGUUUGCUUGCUACACGGAAUGGUUCGAUUGGAUCAUGUCCCAGCAGCGACCGCAGCUGGAUCUCAUCGUUUAUCUACGGACGUCUCCAGAAACGUGUUACGAGCGGCUGCUGCAGCGUGCCAGGGCUGAGGAGGCCCCUGUGUCUUUGGACUACUUGAAGUCCCUGCAUUCUCGCUAUGAGAACUGGCUGGGUUCCAAUCGCUCGUGGCAUGGCAACACUCCUGUCUUGGUGCUGGAUGCUAACAAAGACGUGGUGCAGAACAAGGAUCUGCACAACGAGAUGAUGGAGCAGAUCACAGCGUUCCUGACCAAGCUGUCUCCGGAUGUUCUCUCGCCGCCCCGUGUACCCAGUGGUGUUUUCUCGUCGCCGCAGAAGAAAGCGGGCACCUCUGUGCGCACGCCUCUCGCCGAGAUCAACCAAUAAUGAUAGCAAGCAAAAUCCGCAAUAACCUUUCUUCCCCUCCUUGUAUUUUUAGUUUGCCCUUUCCAGAAGGGGACGUUGAGAUCCAGAAAAGUUCAGUCUUGGUAGGUCUAUUUCUACAUGUAUUUGACAUCCUAUUCCUGUUGUCUUUCUUGAUCUCUCCUCUAGAUUCUUUCAAUUCUUAGCCCUCAUCCCUGGUGGUGACUAGGUAGCGUUCACUAUCAAUGAAUAUUUGCUCCGCGCAAGAGCAACAUUAGUUUAUAUUUAGGUCUGAUGCAAUAUGAAUAGUUUUGUCAUCUUCUUCUCAUUUCAUCUGUGCACAAUGAAGUAGUGUAUAAUAUAUUUAUCUGCCGUCAUUUGCACAAAUUGUUUUUAUCCGUGUUUGCCCAUUUUGUAUUUCUUUCAGUGAUUUCUUUCAGUGACUGCUAGCUACAUCGUACACACGAUUGGAAAUUACUGCUUGCUGGUUAUUAUUAUUUUGCUGUGCAUUGUUAAUAAUUGCUGUAGCAACUAUGUUACUUACUAAUAACACGUGCGGUUUAUUUCUGAAACCGUCUGCUACCAUGGAAUUAUACUUUGUGCGGGUCUUGUAGGAUAGAUAUCAAACCAUUUAGACCAGCAGAACAAUGUUCCAGAAAAGUGCAGUUUCAUAAUAAUAUGUGUCACCGUGUGUGUAUGGAAAAUAAAGUAGAAAAAGGCGAAUCAACUUAUGCUUGCAAAUUCAGGUUUCGUGCUUUUUAUGUGCUUGACUGAAAAGUGAA
Sycon ciliatum is the source of this 1766-nucleotide messenger RNA. RefSeq names its product deoxynucleoside kinase-like. The transcript is spliced from 9 exons. Gene Ontology annotation, cellular component: cytoplasm. The record is from RefSeq and is a predicted model, not a curated record. Lineage: Eukaryota; Metazoa; Porifera; Calcarea; Leucosolenida; Sycettidae. Gene Ontology annotation, molecular function: deoxynucleoside kinase activity. The coding region runs from base 157 to 1008 and encodes 283 amino acids.